This is a messenger RNA of Varanus komodoensis (Komodo dragon), 978 nucleotides long. It is a transcript of the gene FAM78B, whose product is annotated as family with sequence similarity 78 member B. NCBI's taxonomy places the organism in Eukaryota, Metazoa, Chordata, Lepidosauria, Squamata, Varanidae. The transcript has 5 exons. The record is from RefSeq and is a predicted model, not a curated record. Bases 1 to 978 code for a protein of 325 amino acids.
AUGGCCAGUGCUGCAAGGAAGUGGGACGUGGUCAUCGCCGGGGGCGUCAGUCUCCCUGGCGGCCGGGGCACGGAGUCGCGGGCGCCUCCCGACUCCUCGCGGCGCAGCCCGGCCUCCUGCGCCGCUGCCGCCGCGCGCUUUCCGGCGGGCGGCAGGGAGGCCCGGCGCCGCAGAGCGCGCCCGCAGCCCGCCGGAGAGACCCGGCUCCGAGCCACCCGCCGCCGCCGCGCCCGCGCCCUGCGAGGGAGAGGCGGGGCCCCGCGGCCGCGGCGGCGCCUCCGCAGCGCUGGCGACGUUUGCGUGCCGCCGCGGCCGAGCUGCAGAGGCGUCUGUCCGCCCACGCCCGAUGACAGGCUCGCUGUGGGCGCGAGUCUCGCCUUGCGGAUUGGCUGUCCCUUUUACUGGGUGGGGGUUGCAGCCCUGGAGGCGCCUGAUGUAAACCCCGAAGCAGGAAGGUCGAGCUGGGAGCUUCCCGACUUGAGAGAAGGACGCGUAAAAGCCAUCAGUGACUCUGAUGGAGUGAGCUACCCUUGGUAUGGAAACACCACGGAGACCGUGACCCUGACUGGCCCCACCAACAAGGUGUCCAGGUUCUCCGUCAGUAUGAACGACAACUUCUACCCUAGUGUGACCUGGGCUGUCCCUGUGAGUGACAGCAAUGUGCCCCUGCUGACUAGGAUCAAGCGGGAUCAGAGCUUUACCACGUGGCUGGUAGCCAUGAAUAUGACCACCAAGGAAAAAAUAAUCUUGCAGACAAUAAAAUGGAGGAUGCGAGUGGACAUUGAGGUUGAUCCCAUGCAGCUCCUGGGCAAGCGAGCUCGGCUGGUGGGCAGGACUCAGCAGGAGCAGCCCAAAAUCCUGAGCAGGAUGGAGCCCAUCCCGCCAAAUGCACUGGUGAAACCCAAUGCCAACGAUGCCCAGGUCCUCAUGUGGAGGCCCAAGAGGGGCCUGCCUUUGGUAGUGAUACCACCCAAAUAG